Molecule: messenger RNA, 1125 nt
Organism: Pyricularia grisea
Lineage: Eukaryota; Fungi; Ascomycota; Sordariomycetes; Magnaporthales; Pyriculariaceae
Exons: 1
Coding region: 1-1125 (374 amino acids)
Biological process (GO): regulation of dephosphorylation; regulation of signal transduction
Cellular component (GO): cytosol
Molecular function (GO): protein phosphatase 2A binding
Source: RefSeq, a predicted model, not a curated record
AUGGAGCAAGAUCCGACCCAGGACCAACAACAACCCCAGUCCCUCGCCGACUGCUACAGGGAAGCCGAGGCCAGCCGUCUGGCUCUCGAGGGUAGCUUCGAGGCGCAGUCUCCCGAGAAGCGCGACGCACUGUCCACGGCCAUCGCCGCCUACCGCGCCUGCCUGGGGCGCAUCUCGGCCGCGUCCGUCUUCAGCCCCAACGAGACGCUCGAGGACGUCAGGACCGACUACCUCCCGUUCCUGCUGACCGAGCACCACCUGGCGGGCCUGCUGCAGAAGCAGCCGACGACGGGCCCACGCGCCCGCGCCGCCGUGCUCGACGAGAGCCGCGCCUGCUACGAGCGCUUCCUGCACCUCCUCGAUGGCUACGAGGCCCUGGGCCAGCCUCAGGCGCGCCUGCUCCACGAUUACGAUGAGGCGCCCCGCAUGUUCUCGACGCUGCCGUCGGACCCGGCCCGCCGCCGCGACUCCAAGAUCGCCGCGUUCAGGCGGGAGAAGGACCUGCGCGCCAAGCUCGAGGCGCUGAAGAGCAGAUCGCGGAGGGCACGGCAGGGCGAGGACGAGGACGGAGACGACAUCGCAGAGGAGUACGCGCGGCCCGUGUACCUGACCCAGUUGGAGAUGGCGGCAGACGAGGCCCUGCAGGCGCUUGAGAGUAUCAACCGCGAGGAGGAGGUUUUGGCCCAGGCCCCCGAACCCCUGAUUUCGUCGGGGACAACGGUGGAGGAGGACGAAAGGCGGAGGCGAGCUCAACAAGACGCGGAUGGUGCCUCGAGGCUCGACCAUCCCUUACGUCGUCUGCAGUCCGCCAUGGGCGGACCCCUCCUGAACAAGGCGGGGAAGCCGCUUCAGCCCUUCACCAUUGUCGGGAGUCGCGACGAGCUGGCCAAGGGUGUCUUUCGACCCGGUCAUAACCUGCCUACGAUGAGCAUAGAUGAGUACCUGGAGGAGGAGAGGCGACGGGGUGGAAUCAUCGAAGGCGGUGGAGAGGCUAGCGGUCGUAUACCCGAGCCGGAUGAGGAUGACGAGGAGAAGGCAGAUGCGGCAACGUACAAGGCACGACAGUGGGAUGAGUUUACUGAAGCGAACCCCCGUGGGUCAGGAAACACUCUGAACAGGGGUUAG